This is a messenger RNA of Microplitis mediator, 1073 nucleotides long. It is a transcript of the gene Nxt1, whose product is annotated as NTF2-related export protein. Gene Ontology annotation, cellular component: nuclear pore central transport channel. NCBI's taxonomy places the organism in Eukaryota, Metazoa, Arthropoda, Insecta, Hymenoptera, Braconidae. The record is from RefSeq and is a predicted model, not a curated record. The transcript is spliced from 4 exons. Bases 155 to 586 code for a protein of 143 amino acids. Gene Ontology annotation, biological process: protein import into nucleus.
GUGGAGAGACACAUGUGCUAAAUUAUUAUCAUUGUUGUUUGUACAGCAUUAAUAAAACUGUCCAAUAAUUUAUAAAUAAUUUUAUAAAGUGAGAAAUAAAUUAUUCAUGUUAUAGAAAUUUUGUUUGUAAAAUAAUUAUAAAUACAAAUAAGAAAUGGAUCAGGAACUGAAAAGCAAAAUUGAUGAAGCUUGCAGGACAGCUGAACAGUUUACGAAAUUAUAUUAUGAAAGUUUGGAUAAAAGAAGAUAUCAUAUCGCAAGAUUGUACCUUGACACAGCUCAAUUGAUAUGGAACGGAAAUGGAAUUGAAGGCAAAGAAGAGAUACAAAAAUUUUGGAUAAGUUUGCCAGUAUCGAAUCAUUCUAUUUCGUCAUUAGAUGCUCAACCUGUGACAAGUCCAGCAGUUGAAGAACAGUUGACAUUUCUAGUUAAAGUUGGAGGACAAGUUAAAUAUAAUGACAAAGCAUCGAAGCCCUUCAAUCAGGUGUUUUUAGUCACUGCCAAAGGUGAUAAGUGGAAAAUAGUCAGUGAUUGUUUCAGAACUCAAGAGUCUUUGGAAACUGUUGCCGGCUCAAAUUCAAAUUAAUUUUUUUUUAUAUAUAAAUUAAUAAAAUACAAUUACGUUUUGAUUCACAUAAAUUUAAUAAUAAAAAAAGUAAACAAAUUUUGUACUGAUAAAUAAAUAAUUAUAAUUUAGUACUCAUACUUAUGAAUUAAUACUUUUACAACCAAACAACACUAAAUUAAAGUGUUAAUUAUCUCGCCCAAUCGUUUGAUUGUUAAUUUAAAUCAAUAAAAUUAUUUAUUUAUUACUUUUUAUUAAUAGUACAAGUUUGAAUUUGGGAAAUCUCGCGCGAAAAAAAAGGCGAGCGCACUGAUUACGCAUGCGUACAAAGUGAAAUUUCUAAAAGAACGAACUCAGUGCUCACAAAAAAACAAUAUUGGAUGUGGCUUCAAUUUAAAAGUUAUAAUAAUUUAUCGUGUGAUUGAACAAUAAAUUUAAAAUGUCUGGGAAAAUUCCGCACCGAGAUGUAGGACCCGCUAUUCAAUUACUCAGACGAAUAAUUCGAGGA